Messenger RNA from Carlito syrichta (Philippine tarsier), 1437 nucleotides. RefSeq names its product organic solute carrier partner 1 (gene OSCP1). The record is from RefSeq and is a predicted model, not a curated record. Bases 37 to 1206 code for a protein of 389 amino acids. Gene Ontology annotation, cellular component: plasma membrane; cytoplasm. The transcript is spliced from 12 exons. NCBI's taxonomy places the organism in Eukaryota, Metazoa, Chordata, Mammalia, Primates, Tarsiidae. Gene Ontology annotation, biological process: transport.
CGAGCCUCUUCUCCAGCCCCGCUCGCCUCCAGCACCAUGUCCAUGCGGACUCUGCCGCUGCUCUUCUUGAACUUGGGCGGGGAGAUGCUGUACAUCCUGGACCAGCGGCUGCGGGCCGAGAACAUCCCAGGAGACAAGGCCCGCAAAGAUGAAUGGAGAGAGAUGGACAGAAAACGAGUUAUGAACGACAUCAUCUCGACCAUGUUCAACAGAAAGUUUAUGGAGGGAUUAUUCAAACCUCAAGAGCUCUAUUCCAAGAAGACCCUGAGGACUGUCUAUGACCGCCUGGCUCAUGCCUCCAUUAUGAGACUGAACCAAGCUAGCAUGGAUAAGCUCUAUGACCUGAUGACUAUGGCUUUCAAAUAUCAAGUAUUGCUGUGUCCCUGUCCCAAGGAUGUGCUGCUGGUCACUUUCAACCAUUUAGAUGCCAUCAAGGGAUUCAUCCGAGACUCCCCAAACAUCCUGCACCAAGUGGAUGAGACUUUCCGGCUGCUGAUAGAAGUGUACGGGGGUCUUUCUGCUGGGGAGUUCCAGCAGAUCCGGCAGACGCUUCUCAUCUUCUUCCAAGACCUGCAUAUCCGAGUGUCCAUAUUUCUAAAGGACAAAGUUCAGAAUUCUAAUGGUCGCUUUGUGUUGCCAGUUUGCGGGCCUGUCCCCUGGGGAACUGAAGUUCCCGGACUCAUCAGAGUGUUCAACAACAAAGGUGAAGAAGUGAAGAAGAUAGAAUUCAAGCAUGGUGGACACUAUGUCACUGCACCCAAAGAAGGUUCUUUUGAACUUUAUGGAGACCGAGUUCUGAAACUGGGAACUAACAUGUACAGCGUGAAUCGGCCUGUGGAAACUCAUAUGUCUGGAACAUCAAAGAACUUAGCCUCAUGGACACAGGAAAGCAUUGCUCCAAACCCUCUUGCUAAAGAAGAGCUGAACUUCUUGGCCAGGCUGAUGGGAGGAAUGGAGAUUAAGAAACCCAGCGGUCCUGAGCCAGGAUUCCCGUUGAAUCUCUUUACCACUGAUGAAGAAGAGGAACAAGCAGCACUAACCAGGCCAGAAGAGCUGUCCUAUGAAGUUAUCAACAUACAGGCUACCCAGGACCAGCAACGGAAUGAAGAGCUGGCUCGGAUCAUGGGGGAGUUUGAGAUCACAGAACAGCCAAGGCUGAGUUCCAGCAAGGGAGACAAUUUACUCGCCAUGAUGGAUGAGUUGUAGCUGUGCUAACCAGGCAUCCCCUCCCCACAAAGGGAGAAGCUGCUGGAUGACAAGCCCUGGGGAAUGCCCAGUGCCCAAAAUGAUGCUGCUAGUUUUCUACCCAAUGAAGUCAUUACCUCUGGUUCUUGUUUAUAUUGUAAAGGACUGUGCCAGACUCCCUCAGGAAGCACCCUCUCUUGAUGUCACACACAGACACACAUUUUCAGUGAAAUAUAUUCUGGCCUUUAAACU